Messenger RNA from Paramecium tetraurelia, 519 nucleotides. RefSeq lists its product as uncharacterized. The transcript is spliced from 3 exons. Lineage: Eukaryota; Ciliophora; Oligohymenophorea; Peniculida; Parameciidae. The record is from RefSeq and is a predicted model, not a curated record.
AUGCUUAAUUAAAAGUCAUCCUUAAAAAAUAUAUUGAAAUUACAGCACCAUAAGAAACAUUAAGUGAAGAAAAAUUGUAAAUUAAUCGACUAAAUAAAAAGACAAUAAUUAGCUACUGAAUUUUAAAAAGAAAUAGCUGUUUAUGAAUUUUAAAUAGCAAAGGCAUCUAGAUAGCUGGAAGCAUAAAAUUUUGAUAGGGAACAAAAUUAAGAAUUAAAUAAGUCAAUAAUUGAAGGCAUAAAGUAAACCGAUUUAGAAAUAGAAAAUUUGAAAAGUGUUUAUUAGAUUGAAGAAUAAAUAAAAAUUAAUAGAUAGCAUUAUGAAAAUUUAUCAAAACAAAUAAGCAGUUAUGAGAAUGUUAGCAAUGUUGUUAAAAAUAUUGAAGUGGCUACAAAGAAUAUAGAGCAAUUAAAAAUUCAGCAUAAGUAAGCAGCAGAAUUAAUCAAAAUUAAAGAAAAAUAAUUAUUUAUGAUGUUGCAUCUAAUGUAAGAUUUAAUUGAGGUCAAGUAUGAAUAAUGA